AUGGAUAAGCAACAUUUUGCUCUCGAUCCAUCCGUAGCAGUCGAUAGAGAGUUUUGUAUUCGACGGAAUAAGGCGUGGACAGAUUGCCCUUAUGUUGAGUUGUCGUCGUUGGAGAAACUUCUUAAUGAGGUCAAUGGUGCGAAAGUGAGAGCAAAUAAGCGAAGUUUGCAAGGAAGACGACGGCUUGCGAAAGUGGAGAUUGCAUACGAGAAAUACGCAUCCUCUCGCUUCAACUCCAAAGCUACUGAG
This is a messenger RNA of Strongylus vulgaris, 249 nucleotides long. NCBI's taxonomy places the organism in Eukaryota, Metazoa, Nematoda, Chromadorea, Rhabditida, Strongylidae. The record is from the annotation of a GenBank genome assembly.